Molecule: messenger RNA, 2238 nt
Organism: Lodderomyces parapsilosis
Lineage: Eukaryota; Fungi; Ascomycota; Pichiomycetes; Serinales; Debaryomycetaceae
Gene: SPT7
Product: SAGA histone acetyltransferase complex subunit
Exons: 1
Coding region: 1-2238 (745 amino acids)
Biological process (GO): regulation of transcription by RNA polymerase II
Cellular component (GO): SAGA complex; SLIK (SAGA-like) complex
Molecular function (GO): structural molecule activity; protein heterodimerization activity
Source: RefSeq, a predicted model, not a curated record
AUGAAAAAGAGACUCAAAGAAAGUGGCAAAGAGGAGGAUGACGAAGAAGAGGACGAUGAAGAUAAAGGUGCACGAGGUGGUAAGAAAUCUGCCAAACAAGGAAGAAAAAGAACUCGUCUGGAUGAUUUGAAAAAUGAUGCGACGGAGACAGCGAGUGGCACACCAAGAGAUACAGUAACUCCAUCUGCAGCUGGAACUCCGGUUCCACAAGCAGCUGAAACAAGUACGGACGAGCAGGUCAAACAAAAUGGCACUAGUGUAAACGAUGAACAGGUGGAGGAGGAAGAGGAUGAAGACAUGAAUGGAGCUGGCGGAGAUGAGGAAGAAGAAACUGGAAUGAACAAUGGCAACCUCGUGGAAGAAGAAGAGGAAGAAGAAUUUGACCCUGAAUUGCAGGCUUGGAGAACACUUACCGCCAAGUCUCGCGCCAACUAUUGUUCUCAAAGAGCCGAUCUUUUUGAUCAAAAUUCACACCUUCGUUCAGAUUCACCAGCAUUGAUUCGGAAACAAAAUGAGAUGCUGAAUUUUAAUCAUUACUUAUCCAACCAAGAAGUUAUUUCUAAAACCAACACCAGCUUACUUGAAAACGAUGAGCCGUAUUUAGUUGAGUAUGAUGUUACUGGUGGUUUACCUGGGUUUCAAUUUGCAGGAGUCAAUAAACAAGUUGAAGAUAUGACCGAAAACAAAUUGGUCGAUGUAUUUUUACAACAAACUGGAGGUGAUGCAUCGAAACUAAAGUCCAAAUUUGUUUUAUCAAAUGAAUCAGGUUUAAACAAGUUAUAUUUUGAAAAUAUUUCUGAGAUUCAAGAGAUUCGAAAGAUUUGUUUCAAAAUCUCAUUAAUACGACAAAUGCAAACGCAACAAUUUGUUCAUCAUACACAAAUGCAACAACCGGAAAUUGAAAUGAUAAAGGAAGUUGACUGUGAUGCCGCUUCGAAAUUGCCCAAUCACGAUCCAAAUACUCAUGAUGUGCAGUAUGCUGUGUUGAGAAGAAAUGUGGCCAAGAUUGCCAUGCAAACGGGGUUUGAAACCAGUGAAGGUGCAGCCAUUAGCACAUUGACCCAAAUUGCUGAAAUGUAUAUGGGUAACAUUGCCAAGUCGUUGAAAUUGCAUAGCGAAACCAAUUCACGGAAUCGCCUAUCGCCAACGGAGAUUCUUUUGUUAUCAUUAUUGGAAAAUGGUGUCGAUAAGCCUGAUGACUUGUACACUUUUGUUCAGGAAAAGAUUAUCAAACAACGCAACAAAUUAACCGAGUUACGUCUGGGUCUUUCCAAUUUCCUCAAGGAUUUGUUACGGCCUGGGUUGGAAAAUUUCAAUGAAAAGAGUUUUGCUGAUAAUAGUGAGCAAUUCAUGACGGGUGAUUUCUCCAAUGACUUGGGUGAUGAUUUCUUUGGGUUUAAAGAAUUGGGAUUGGAUAAAGAGUACAAUAUGUUGACAUCAUCCAUCCCCAUUUAUUUGUUACAUUCACGAUUACAUAAUCAAUUUAGUGGCAAUGGGCCUUCAAUUAAACGCAACAAGUAUGAGGAUUUACAAGAUUUUGAAACCAAGAAAUUGUAUGCUAAUGAUGUACCGCAACAAAUUGGAUUAUUGAUUCCAUUUUAUGAGAAAUUGUGUGAUCGGUCUAAGCAACAGUUUAUCAAGUUGCAAAAGAAAAAGGGUGAAAGUGUUGAAUUACCUGAUGAUUCACAAUUUGCGUUGGUUGAGGAUGAUGAGUUGCCGCAAAAACAGAGAAAUGUUAGGCCGAAGUUGCCGCCAACUGGUAAAAUCACCACUAUUAAGAAGAAGAUUAUUGCUAGUUCAUUUUUCUUGCCUGAGGAUGAUGAGAUUCGAGAUGAUGUAGUAGAGAAGGAGUCUGAAGCAGCUGGUGCCAAUGAGUCGAAGGGAGCUGAAGCAGCUGGUGCCAACGAGUCGAAGGAUGCUGAAGUGACGAAGGAUGGAAAAGAGACAUCCUCGCCAACAAUAAAGAAGGAAUUAGACAGUGAACAGCAGCAGAAUAAGGACUCCGCGGACCUGGCCGAGGUUGUUGUCAAGCAGGAGAAAAUUGAAACUCCAGUUGUUGAUGAUGAUACAACUGCAAACAAAGUGCCCGAUGGAGGGAAGAAUGAGAUGGGAGAAAGAGAUGUUGAAAAGAGUCCUGAUGUUCCGAAUGUAGCUCUAGAUACGGCAGAUCUAGAUACCCCGAUGAACGAUGUUGCAAAUGAUGCCACCGCUAGUUCGGUAGAUCAAGUGACUAAAUAA